Pseudovirgaria hyperparasitica is the source of this 2408-nucleotide messenger RNA. Its product is annotated as ClpX, ATPase regulatory subunit. The record is from RefSeq and is a predicted model, not a curated record. Gene Ontology annotation, cellular component: mitochondrial matrix. Gene Ontology annotation, molecular function: ATP hydrolysis activity; ATP binding. Gene Ontology annotation, biological process: protein catabolic process; proteolysis. The coding region runs from base 305 to 2092 and encodes 595 amino acids. The transcript is spliced from 2 exons. Lineage: Eukaryota; Fungi; Ascomycota; Dothideomycetes; Acrospermales; Acrospermaceae.
GACAUCCCGAGCUCUGUCAACACACGUAUUCCUUCACGCUCGACUACUCCUUUGACUUGUCGUUUAUACGCAUAUAAUGCCCUAAGUCUCUCCUAAUACUUCUCACUGAUCUCAGAUCGAACAGUAUCACUCUUGCCUAGCGACAUGUAAUUCACUACCACUUGUCGUGACACCCCAAUAUCUUACCCCGCUUUCGACCUGACUGGACAUUCGAAGGCAUCUUGAGCUGUAGCAAAGUCAGAAGCCCCUAUGCGCUGUAUAGCCCUCCGUCUCUGCUCCCAGAACUUCACCAUAUUCUGCCAGGAUGUCUCACACGUUCGUCACUGUUACCGUCUCGCCUCAGGCUCGCUUGUCAUACCUUGCCCUAGCCUCAAUACGACGCACCUUACAUACGUCGACCAGGCGCUCGUCAGGGCAAUAUCACAGAUCAGACUUUGCUGGACAGGGAUUUUCGAGCACAUAUGAAUCAGGCUUGCCAACGAACGGACCAUUAGGAGAUGCGAGUAUGGUCGGUGCACCACGUAUUACGCCAAAGAUUUUGAAGAAGCACCUGGACGACUUCGUGGUUGGCCAAGAAAGAGCAAAGAAGGUCUUGAGUGUCUCGGUCUACAAUCACUACCAACGUAUUCAGGAAUUGGAAAGACUAGACCAAGAACAUGAAGAGCGUAUUGCACAACAACAACGGCAAGAGAUGGCGUAUAGGCACCCGAUUGAAGACGAAUUUCCUGGACAGCAAGCCACUGUGAACCUCUUCUCUCCUCCUCCGCCUCGACAACCUUCUCAAAUGGAAGAUAGCUCGCUCGAAGACAAAAGCCCCUUGUCCAUCGAAAAGUCAAAUGUAAUGUUAUUGGGACCCACUGGUGUGGGUAAGACUCUGAUGGCAAAGACACUGGCGCGUGUGUUGCAAGUGCCAUUUAGCAUGUCCGAUUGCACACCCUUCACACAGGCUGGUUACAUAGGAGAAGAUGCGGAAGUGUGUGUGCAGCGCCUGCUCGCGGCGGCAAAUUACGACGUCACUGCUGCGGAGCGUGGAAUCAUAUGUCUCGAUGAAAUAGAUAAGAUCGCAACGGCAAGAGUCUCACACGGGAAGGAUGUAAGUGGCGAGGGUGUUCAGCAAGCUCUACUUAAGAUCAUUGAAGGCACAACAGUCCAAAUCCAAGCGAAACAAGAACGAGGUGCCGGGGGUCGUCCCGGAAAUUCCAAAUUUCCAUUGAAUAAUCCAUUAGGAGGGAGUGGAGGGGGUUCUAAUCAAACGGGUGGCAAGGGCGAGAUCUACAACGUCCGAACCGACAACAUAUUGUUCAUAUUCACCGGCGCCUUCGUCGGGCUACACAAGAUGAUCCUUGAUCGUAUAUCUAAAGGUAGUAUUGGCUUCGGUGCAAGAGUCCGAUCGUCAAGUCCUACUGCUGGAGCCCAUGAGACAAUGCUCAGAGGCGAAGAUGAACUCUUCCGUAAACACCUCCCCUUUUAUAUAACCGAAGACACAAACCAGCCAUGUCCACUUAGCCAUCUACAGGCCGCGAGUCUCAAGCCAUCCCAGGCAAUCUACAACACACUCGAUCUUGUCGAGCCUUCAGACCUCCAAAAAUAUGGCAUGAUCCCCGAACUGAUUGGUCGCAUCCCAGUCUCCUGUGCUCUCUCUGCUCUCGACGAAGAAGCACUUGUGCGCGUCCUGACCGAACCACGCAACAGUCUUUUAAAGCAAUUCGAGCAUCUUUUCCAGCUCAGUAGCAUUGAGCUGCGCUUCACCAGUGGUGCCUUACGGCAAGUCGCCAAAAGCGCGGCUGAAAUGGGCACUGGCGCACGAGGUCUGCGCACUGUGCUCGAGCGUCUACUUGGCGAGACCAUGUUCGAGACACCAGGCUCGCCGAUCAAACAUGUCUUGGUCACGGAACGCGUGGCGCAGAAAUUGCAGGCGCCGAUUUAUAUGCCUCGCGGACGGCAGGCGCAAUUCAAUGCCUUGAUAGAGCGCGAGGAAGAGGAAUGGGAAGCGCGGCAGCUAGGCAAAGAGGUUCCGCAAAGAGGCAUCGAGCCUGAAGCACAGAGCUUUGAGGACUACAGGCAAAAGAGCUCGGCGACCGGAUUUGCAUAGUGCAAGUGUUUGAUUGCUGCUGUAGGUGCUUGGUGUUGCAUGAAAUACUGGCGGCACUACUGUAUAUACCCACCUAAUGGAAUCGUAUGAAUGACUUGAUACUAAUCCAGAUUUCCGUUCGAUAAUGCGCCAAGGACCUGCUAAGCCUUCAGGAUGGAGGCUCACAGACACGUUGUGUUGCGGUCGCACUCUAAUUACCAUAUUAUAUUCUCCAGCGCAUAGACCAAAGCACACCCGGCAUAUCAUUUGCACUUGUUCGAAGUAGUCUACAGCAGGUGCUCACUAACAGUGCUCCGGUCCUCCGCUACUGAUCUUU